Molecule: messenger RNA, 4165 nt
Organism: Paramecium sonneborni
Lineage: Eukaryota; Ciliophora; Oligohymenophorea; Peniculida; Parameciidae
Source: the annotation of a GenBank genome assembly
UGGACAGUUAAUCUAAUGUAAUAAUCAAUCACACCUGAGUUUAUAAAAUCUUGUUUGUUAAGUAUGAAUGAUUACAAAAACACUCGUUGGAUUAAAUAAGCUGUUUAAGAAAAUUAAGAAAUAACAUUUGAUAUUAUAUGUGAGACAAUAAAAGAAGUAUUGAUAACAGAUCAACAUUCUCCGAUGGCUAAAUUAUUUGCUAUGAGAGUAAAUUGAUAAUUAAAUAAAUUAGUUAAGUAAAGACUUAGUAGAUAUAUUUAACAUGCGAUUUGUUUAAAAAUUUGAAAUAUAAACAUUAGAAUCUCUGAAAUAUUAUGCAGAAUUUGGUGAUCCAAAAAAUGAAACUAAUCGAGGAACCAAUUUAUUUGGAGAGAAUAUGGGUAUAAAUUAAUAAUUAUUUUAGAAAAGGAUAUCAAAUAAAUAGGAGUGUCAUUAGUAAGAUUAGCAUCAGAAUGUAUUCAUGCAUGGGCAUAAUUCUUUCCUUUAACUACAUUAGGUGGUCCAACUAAUUUUAUUAAAUUAUAUUUAGAAAUUAAAAAGAAAGGAUAUAUAUUCCCUUCUUGGACUUAUUACAAAGAAGAAUUCGUUAAAAACAAUUAAAACAAUUAGUUUACUCGUGAAGUUAAUUUGUUAUUAUCAUAAUAAGAAAUGAAAUCAGAAUAAGUACAAUUACUUGAUUCUGUAAAACCAAUACAACCAAUUUAAGUAGUAAAUCCUUAACAAUAAUCUAAUAUUAAUAUAACUUAAACUCCAAUUAGUUAAACUCCAGGAAAUUAAGAAAAUACAAAGAUUAAUUGCGUACAAAAAUCCAAGCUUGUAAUAGAUAGAUGUAGAAAGUUAAUAGAUGAAGUAGGAGACAUAUGUUCAAAAACUUUAAUUUGCGAACCUUAGAUGUUUUAAUUAUAAAGAGAUGAAGCAUUCGCAAAAAAUGAAGAAAUGGAUAUAUUGGUUAAUGAAUUAAUAGAUCACGAUGAAGAAAAUUUAGCAGGAGAAGCUAUGAUUCAAAUGGAUUAUUUAUAAGAAUUAUUAUAAGAUUUAAAUAAUCUUAAUAAAGAUCUAUCUAAUUAAGAAUUUAGAAAAAAAUAUAUCAAAAAUAAAAGAGAUUUUGCAUAAGAAUAAUUUUAAUAAUUAUAAUCAAUUCAAUAGAGAGAAAUAGAAAGAUAAGAAGCAUUAAAACGUUAAUAAGUUGAAUAAGAAAAUGCUAAAGAAUAAGCAAGAAUUUUAUAAGAGUUAGAAGCUAAAUCAAAAUAAUAACAAGAGUAAAGAGAAAGAGAAAUCCAAUAAUACAUACUUGAAUAAUAAAAAGAAGAUUAAAGAAAAAGAAAAGAAUAAGAAAAAUUAGAAUAAUUAGAACGUGAAUAAUAAAGAUUAAUAAAAGAAUAAAAUGAAAAAUUUUUAAUAUAAGAAGAAGAAGAAAAGAAGAAAAAAGAAUAUGAAAUUCAAAAAAAAAAAGAAGAAUAAGAUUUAUUAGAAAAAUAAAGAAGAGAAGAAGAAUUAAGAUUGUUAAAAUAAAAAUAUGAGUAAGAAUUAAAAGAAAAAGAACUAAAAGAGAAAGAAUAAGAAAGAAGAUUUAAAUAACAAUAAGAAGAAUUAAGAAAAAAUGAUUUAGAAUAAUAAUAAUAAAAAAUAAUUGAUUUAUAAAGAAGUUAUUAACAAAAUUAAAUUUCAUAAAGUGAUUUAUAAAAGGCUUAAGAAUUAGUUGGAACAUCAAAUAUUAAAAUGUAAAAUUCUUAAUUAGAAUAUCCAUUAGAUAGAUCUUAAAUUCAAAACAAGAUUCGAAAACCAAUCAGUUAAUCCAGUUAAGGAAGGAAUCUUUAACCAUAAAAUUAAAAAAUAAAAGGUGAUUUUAGUGGAGCUCCUGAUAUGAUUAAAGAAAAUAAAUCGCAAAUAAAUUAGUUUGAAAAAAACUAAAUUGAAAUUUUAUUGCAAUAAGUUCAAAAUUUGUAAAGAGACAAAUAAUAAAUUCAAAAAUAAUUAGAAGAAACAUCAGAGAGAAAUAAAUAAUGGGAAAAUAUGUAUUCUUUAAAUGGAGAUGAAAAUAGAAUAUAAGAAGAUUUGAAGAAUUUAUAAAAGAAAUUUGAUUAAUUAUAAUAAGAAAAAAAUUCUAUUUAGAAUUAACUAACUAUUAAUAAAUAAUAAUUUGAUGAUUAUAAAAUAAAUAAUGAAAGGAUGAAAUAAUAACAAAGAGAAUAAAGUGAUUUAGAAUUGAAUAAUUUCAAAAUUGAGAGAUAACAAUUAUUUUCAGAAAAAUAAGAUUUAUUAAGAUAAUUAAACUAAAUGUAGACAUAAUAAACAAAUAAUGUAGAUUAACAAGAUAAGACAACUUAAAAUGAAUAAUUGAUAAGUUAAUUGAGAAGAGAAAUUGAAUAUUUAAAAUAAGAGAAAUUAAAUAUACAAUAACGAUUAUAAGAAGAUGUUGAUUAAAAUAGAUUACUACUAAAUGAAAAAUCAAGUUUUUCAGAAGCUCUUAAUAAGUAAUUGAAUAUUUAUAAGGCUUAGUUAGAAAAAAGCUCAUAAGAUUAUUUGAACAUUUAAGAAUAUUAAAAAAAAUAGAGUGAAUAACUUUUAAUAUAAGUAUAAGAUGCUCGAAAAGAAAGUAUGAAUUCAAAAUAACAAAUAAAUAUAAUUUAAUUGUAACUUAGUGAUAAAGAAGCUGAAAAUAGAUAACUAUAAUAAAGUUAUUAAGCAGCUUUAAAAGAAAAUUAAUAAUUGAAAAAAAAUCUCGAAACUGCUUAACAAUAAAUCGAUUAAUUCAUUUCAAAUAAUAUGGAUAAUAGAAGCUCGACUUUAUUACAAUAAAAAUUAUAAUAAAAACUUGAUGAAAUUGAUAAACUAAAAGAAGAUCAUAAAAUUGCUUUUAAAGAAAAGGAUGAUUAUUAUAAAUAAAGAAUAGAGGAUCUAACUUAGGAAAAAUAAAAAUUAUAAAAAGAUUUAUUUGAAUUACAAUAAUAAGUAUAACAACAUAAUGUUGUAGCUAUGGAAGCCAUUUAAAAAUAAGUUUAGUAAAAAUUUAGAGUGUCAUCUAAAAAUAACUCUAAAUCUCAAAUGUCUGAACUUGAAUCAAUUUAACAAUUAAAAUAAUUAGAAAAUUCUGAUGUUAAAGUUAGUUUUUUUUAAGAAUAAAAGGUAUUUUAAUGUCCGAUAACACAAUUUAAACAUUUUCCAGCAAAUAAAAAAUUCUCUCUUGAAUAAGUGAUUUAAAAAUAAAAAAAUAUUAAUCCAGAAAGUUUGGAAUUAAUUUUUCCAUAUUAAUGUCCUGAAGAUUACUUUAAUAAUAAAUAAUAAAAGACAAGGAAAGGUAGAUUAAUAAUAUAAACUUAAAAUUUUGAUGAAAUCUCUCAUUUGAAUAAAGAAAAUAUAAACUUUUUCAAAUAGAGAUGUUUAGGAACUUAAGGUAUUCUAUUUGAAGAAUAUGGAGUAUAAUUUGGAUUAAUGUAUUAAACUUAAGUGUAAAAGAAUAAAUCUUAUUUUACUUAUGGACUAUAUAUAAAGAGUAGUACUUAAGAUAUGAAAUAUAAUUUCACUGUUUAGUUCUUGGAAAGAGAAGGUAAAAUUAUAUAUAUAUGUAAUUUUAGAAUUCUAACAAUUUUGGGCAGAUCCUAUAGAAUUUUCUAAGACUUUGGAUGAAAAUUCCAAUGAUUUAAUAGAAAUUGUAGUAGAAUCCAAUAAGAUUCCUUAAUAAAUUUUGACAUUGUAAAUAUCUUAUUCUGAUAUUCAUCCAUUCUAAAUUUACAUACCAAAUCACAUUUGCUAAUAAAUAGUUUAUAAAGAAAUAAAAGUGAAUGAAUUUUAAAGUAAAUGGAAAUAAUAAAUUUAAAAUUAAAUCAGAACCUCUUUACUUAAUAUAAACAAGGAAGUUAUAAAAGAUAUUUAUAAUUUUCAGAAACAGAUAUCAAAAAUAAUAAUAUUAAAUAUUAACAAAAUAAAUGACUUUGAAUUGGGAAUAGAUGAAAUAAAAUUAGGAGGUUCAUGUACUUACUCAGAUAUAUCAUUUUUAAUAAAAGUAUAAAUAUAUAUCUAUUUUAUUUAGUUCGAAAUUUUACCUAAUGAUAAAAUUUGCAUUUAUUUAACUUUUGAAUCUUAAUUCAAUUCUUAAAGAUAAACUUUAGAAAAUAUAUUAAAUGGAUAUGCGUUAAUAUUGGGUGAGGAUGAUAAAGUUUAAUGA